CUGGCCGCGAGCGGCGGCGGUGGUCGCAGGCAUUCUCUCGCGAACGCAGCUCGGGGCUCACCCGCAUCUCGUUCAUCGCGUCUCUCGACCCCGCACGCAACACUUCUCCCGCCAAAACAGUUCGCGCGCAAUUUUAUUACAAGUUAAUUUUUUUUAAAGCCAGUGCUAAAGAAUCAGGCAGCUUUGUUUUUAAUUUGCUGUGAUGCGCUGUUUCGUUUUAUUUUUGAUUUUGUUUUUUGUGUUUUUACCGAACUCUACCAAAGGAAUUCGAUGGCUAGCGUUGCACGAGAGUGAAGGCAACUGGACGGAGAGUGAGUGUCAGACGGCGCGUCGCGAUGGCGCCCUGUGGAGCACGCAGGGGCGCGUUUGCCGCCGGCAGCCAUCCGCCAUGCCUCACGUGGCCGCUGCCUCUAGGAUGGCCCGGGCCGCCUGUCUGGCUGCCCAUGCUGGCGAACGCUGGAACUGCUCCUCUAUUGCGCUGGCGCCGCGCUACUCGCCUGAUCUGCUUACGGGUACACGCGAGCAGGCGUACGUAUACGCAAUGUCGGCGGCGGCGCUAGUGUGGUCGGUGGCACGCGCGUGUGCCGCUGGCUCUCUGCCUGCGUGCUCGUGCGCUGCGCCGCCCCGCGCGCCGCCGCGACCGCCGCGUCAGGCCCAGCUCACACCCGCCGAGCCGCACGCAAGGUUUAAGUGGGGAGGCUGCGGCGACAACUAUCAGUGGGCAGAAAGAUUUGCCAAACAGUUUUUGGAUGCCCACGAGAUAGAUGUCAGAGAUGGUAAAAUCGAAGACUUUUUGGAAGCGGAGACAACGACGACAUUAGAACCUACAACGAUAUCUGUACCCGAAUCUACGACCGCUGCACCCGUCGUGAUCCUGGUAGAUGACCAGCCAGCUCCUGCCAAUAUUACUGCGCCUCCGAAGAACGGGAGGAAAGGGAAAAAGGGCAGAAAACGUCUACCAAGAUCGCCCCGACGCGGUCGACCGACGAGGAAACGAUUCAGAUCAAGAUACGAGUACGAAGAUAGAGGAUCUCGCUACCGUAACAUCGAGUACCGCAUGGCGGCGGACGACCCGCGUUUCGACCCACAAGUAGACCUGAACACGCGCCUCGAACGUCUGCGACCGCUCAUCGCCUCCGCUAAUCUGCUCAACGGACGCUUCGGAAGAAAGGCAGUGUCGAGCGGUAUGCGGACAAAGUGCACAUGUCACGGUGUAUCCGGGUCGUGUUCGGUGCGCACUUGCUGGCGAGCACUGCCGCCGCUGGCUCGUGUGGCUGCCACUCUGGCGGCGGAGGCAACACGCGCCGGUCCACUGCGACCCCGGCGCCAUAUAGCACGGCGCGCCAAACCCCGCCUGCGAUACGUCACUCCCAGCCCUGACUACUGCGAGCCGGAUGUAGCUGCCGGCUCCUUGGGAACGCACGGAAGAAAAUGUAACGCGAGUUUAGGUAGCGGUCCGGGCGGGUGCGGACGGCUGUGUUGCGGGCGCGGGCGGCGCGCCGUGCGCUCGAGCCGGCUGGAGCGCUGCCGCUGCCGCUACCACUGGUGCUGCCGCGUCGACUGCCAGCUGUGCCGCCUCACCACCGAAGAUCACUACUGCAACUGAUAUGCCAUAACCCUCAUCAACACUACAAGCGAACGAGCUAAACUCUCGAGCCGGCUGGAGCGCUGCCGCUACCACUGGUGCUGCCGCGUCGACUGCCAGCUGUGCCGCCUCACCACCGAAGAUCACUAUUGCAACUGAUAUGCCGCCUUAACCCUCAUCAACACCAUAAGCGAGCGAGCUAAACACUCGAGCCGGCUGGAGCACUGCCGCUGCCGCUACCAUAGAUGCUGCCACGUCGACUGCCAGCUGUGCCGCCUCAACAUCGAGGAUCACUACUGCAACUGAUGUGCCGCACCCACCCUCAUCAACACUACAAGCGAGCGAGCUCAGCGCUCAGCUGGUUAGGGCGCUGCCGCUACCACUGGUGCUGCCGCGUCGACUGCCAGCUGUGCCGCCUCACCACCGAGGAACACUACUGCAACUGAUGUGCCGCCCCCGCCCUCAUCAACACCACUAGCGAGCGAGCUCAACGCUCGAGCUGGUUUGAGCGCUGCCGCUACCGCUGGUGCUGAUUUACCUACAAAGAUUUACGAUAUAAUUUUCGAAAUUUUAAUUAAUUCCCAAUUUCAAUACCAAAGAAUAAAUCCACCGAAGCAUAUUUUUGUAGACCUAUGACACGGUAAUAAUAUCAUACAGUAUUCUAUCUUCAUACAAACGGUCGGAAAGCGAGUCAUACCUACGCCACUCGAGUUCGAUGUGCGCUCGGCGUGCACCCAGUCGCGAAUGCGCCGCCGCGCCGCAACGACGACCGAACGGUCUGAAUUGUUUUUUAUGCAGUUAGCCGUGCUUAAACGUGCGUUUUGUAUUGUAAAUAUUUGAUUUAAUUAAGUAGAUAACUACAUAAUUUAGUAUUGAAAAGAACAAACGACGAUCAAUAUCGUACAACAGCACAAUUGCUGUUUUUGGUUGCUUGAACUCUUCAAUAACACACCCAGAGAUAUCAUUUUUUAAAUUACCUGAAAUAUUGGAAAGGUGUCUUACCUUUAUAGAAUAUUUUUUAUAUACCUAUCUACUAGUACGUUAUUUGUUUAUAAAUAAGUGGUUAGGAUGAAAAAAGAGACAAACAAGUAAUCUACCUACACUCGCGUUAAAAACAAAACUACAUUAAAUACUGUAGGCGGGCGGCCCUACCGCGUGCCAACACAGCGCUCGGUGUAGGCAUUUAUUUUCAAGGACAGGGCGGAGUCACAAUACUGUAUAGAUAAUAUUACCGUGCCUAUGACAACUAGUCAUCCCUUAAUUUAUUGAAUGUUUUCCCUUGUAUAAAUAUUGUAGCUGUUAUAAACUAAGGUUCUUUUAGUUUAGUUUCAUAUAGCUAAGUGUAGAAAUUGACGAAUACAUACACAAUCAAUCGUAUGACAGUACUUAGCAAACUAGUAUUAUUUUUAUUAUUAGCUACACUCAAAACAUAUCUUUUCAUGUUUCAUUUCGGAAACUAAUAUUAUGACAAUAAAGGUUUAAAAAGUUAUCGUUAAAUGUAGUCCACGAAUUUUGACGCUGUAAAUAUUGCUCAGCACAAAGUAGAUGUAGAUAUUUCGUAAUAUCAAGCAUAAUGAUUAAUGUAGAAUCAAAAUUUUGUAUAUAAAUUUUUGACAUUUCAGACGACUAAAUCGCUAAGGUAAAUUUUACCAUCCAGUACUACGUAGCUACUUCGAGAUUUUUUGUGUGAUUAAAUAAUAUGUUGUAAUAAAAGAAAAUAUAAAGACCCCUCUAAGGCUUUACUGUACCCCAAGCAUGAACAACUAGCGAGAAAGUAUUCGUUUCGACACGUCAAAGUUUAUGUAGAAAAAUCUAGUUUGUUCUUACGUCCAUUAGCUACUUUGUUUCCAUAGAAACCUUGACGUUGGAACACGGUUCUGUGAAAAUUUAAGCUCGAGCCACUGAUUACUUACCUAUUGCAAGAAAUAUUUCUUUCUUUAUAGUUUAAUUCAUUAAACUAUUUUAAUCUUAAUAACGACAGUUCUCAAACCCCUCACUGGUAAGGGAUUAUUAUUAAUUGCCUGGCUACUUUUGUUAAUUAUGAAAAAAUAACGACGAAUGCUUGUUACUAACAUAUAUUGAGAACUUCUGUAAAGAAUACUUUAAUAAAGUUUAUUUAUAUCAUUAACAUCUACUGAAAUAAUAUACAUACUUUCUUAAGGCCGUUAAUUAGCAUUUUGUUUUAAUAGAGCAUUAUGUUUAUACAUCACUGUAAUGUUACCUUAUAGAAUAUUUUAAAACAUCAGUAUUAACAGUUUUAUAACCCUCAAAAACGGGUUAUGUUAAAAUUAUCAUUAUCAGGAGAUUAUUUUAUAUAGUUUUACUGUAAUAAUAAUUAUAUUAUAUUAUUAUCCGACUGCAAAAGUUCAAUUCAUUUGUAAAUAAAAAUUUGUACUUAGUAUCGUCUUUAGUUUCUUUUAAUACAGUAGUAUUUAGAGAAAUAAAAAUACAGUACUCAUAUUCUUCAUUAAUUUAUUUACAUGAAAAAAGUGUUUGACAUGACUGAACUUUAUGACCACUUCUAAGAUAUAGGUAGCGGCAAACGUCUUGAGUAAAGCUAUAGACAAAUAAACUUGCGCAGUAACUAUUAGUAUGUAAAAUUGCUACUGUAUGGACUUGGUUGUCUAUGGUUAUACUCAAGAAGAUUACCGGGGCAUACUUGCACCCUUAAAAUUGUUUUGGAGACAUAUUGAACUAUUAUUAUAAAUCAAUGUGUUUACAAGCUUGGAAAUUAAAUAUAUUUUAUUAUAUUUAAGAAUAAUCUUAUAUGUAUAUCAUAUAAAUCAAAGUUUUGAAAAAUACCAAAUGAAAUACAGAAUAUAAAAAAUAAAUCAUCACCAGUGCAACUUUUACAAUGGCCAACAUCUCCAAUGCAAUCAUAGACAAUUAAGAUAGCGAGAAAUAUUACAGACAAACAUGUGAACACGUACUGAAUCGUCUAUGUUUCCGUGCAAGAUGUUUGGCGCUAGGUACACGACACUUCGAAAGAGAGGAGCCCGGUAGUAAAACUUUUAUUAAAAAUUAAAAAAAUCAUAUCACUUUCCCUUACUAAGAAUAAAUCAGGACAGAACGAUCUCACUCGAACGGUAAAGUUACAUUAGUUUUCGUUACAUAACGUAUGAAUGUGCACGAAUUCUAGAUGUAUUUUAAUAUUUCUGUGGAUGUGUAAAGUGGGCUUAUUCGAUCCAAUGUUAUCGACUGACAAAAUUAUAGACUCUAACUAUUACACUAUGCCUAUGCCAUCAUAACUAAUGCAUUACAUAAGUACUAAUUACGCAGUCUUUGGCAAUUUUGAACAAAACGUAAAAAGGGAUCGUUUCGAAUGAAAGUCUUCUGCUUUCAUAAAUCCAUAUAAGCCUACAACAGACGAACAAAAAGGGACUUUUAUGAAUAACAAGAAAUGAAAUUAUAUUUUUAUUUUGUCACAAAAAUAGCUUGUGCUAUUGUUAUACUACUAUCAUGACAAAAAAUAUUUAAGGAACACUAACACCAUGCCUCGCUUGUGCAUCUUAGUUCAUUUUAAUGAAGUGGACCAAGUAUAUUUAUUGUUAUGCCGGCAUUUCACUUGGUUAUUCCUAUUUGCUAUUUGUAACACUUGACAACAGUUUGUCCUUAUCAUUGUUUAUAGAAAAUGAAAAAGACAGACUAAUGUCAAGUUUACAAAAGCAAACACGAACAGCCAAGUGAAGUGCCCGCAUUAAUAAUAAAAUAUUUACCUAAACAAACCAACCUUUUUAAGUCCGACUGUGUGUAAUAUCAGUGUUAUAAUAAGUGCUAGACAAACUAUAGAAGAGCUAAAAUGAGUGACACACUAAUAUUACAAAAUCCUUUUAAAAUAAAGAUCUGUUCUAUUUAUAAGCGAAAAUUUGCUGAAGUCAGUCUCGGCAUUACCAAGCAGCAUGUACUAUCUUAUUUUAAGGUACGAUGGUAAAUAGGCCAGAGAAAAAAAAGGAUAAAUAUUUGAGAGACGGCAAAUAAGCGGCUUGUACGAUUAAUAUAAAAACGCAUGUUUAUCACAUAGCACGGAAUGCAGCAAAUACUAAGCCACUUUAGAACUGUCAAGGACAUAGGUGAAUUAAAUAUUAAUCGAUUCUAAGCCGGAAUUCUGUGCUUCAUCUAUGUAUAUUUAAAAGCGUUCGAAAGUAGCAAAACAGAUAAAUCUAAUUCGCCCAGUUACUAAUGAAUUGAAAAUUAACAAUUUGCUAAUUUUGAUUGGCAAGUGCGAUCACCUAAUUUAGUCUACCAUCGUAAAAUUGAUUUAUGUACGAUUUCCACUUACCGGCACGCGAUGGUUUUACAAUUUGCUGAAGAAAAUUAAAACAUCCACAAAGUAGUUAAGUUCCUUAUUUUAAUGCAAUUCAAACAGCUAUGAAGCCGUCCGGCUGCAUAGAGGUUAAGAAUAGAGUGGGGAAGGCGGCUCUAAAAGUGUCCGUCUAGUAGAAAGAGAAAGAAGAUGAGAGACCGCUAGCUGUCCUUGUGACGCAUGGCAUCCAAUGGCAUCACAUCGAAAUAGUAAGAUGCUUACGGUUGCUAAUGCGCAUUCGCGAUUAGAGAGAGAAAGCUAGCGGCUUUCAUCUUCUUUCUCUUUCUAUUAGAGGGACACUUCCACUUGUAGUGGAGUCUGUAUCUCCCCUACUUUAUUGUUAUACCUCUAUGUUCGGCUGCGCUCGGGCUCUGCUUCAGCCGCUCGGUUCCGCAAUGCAAAUCUUUUAGGAAAUUGUAAUAUGCGCUGUGCUGCACUCCGUGGCGCGCCGGUAAGUGAAGAAACGUACAUUAUACGACUUGAUCCUAGCCAGAUGAUGGAUUAUUUUUCAAAAUGCGCGUCUUCUAUAUCCGUCUUAUUCUCAAAGUCUAAUUUAUCACGUCAAAAUUAUCUACUAUAUUCUAUUGGUGAGUGAGCAGUUAACUGAAAAUCAGUCAUUAGUACGUCAAUGACUCUCUCAUUCCGACACACUAGAGCAUUUAGCCACAAACAAAUUAGUAAUCAUACCAAUAACAAAAUUGGAAUAACUAUUAAAGCCUACGAUUUCAAUAUAAUCACUUUAGUUCAUCAUAAUUCGGUGUGCUUCUCGUGUCCUUUUUCUG
Molecule: messenger RNA, 6670 nt
Organism: Chilo suppressalis (striped riceborer)
Lineage: Eukaryota; Metazoa; Arthropoda; Insecta; Lepidoptera; Crambidae
Source: the annotation of a GenBank genome assembly